AUGAAAUUGACAGUGUUUCUGAGCUUGUUUUGGGCAAUGAAUUUACUGUAUGGAGAGUGGUUUGCGUAUUUGGUUCCUUCGCAUUCGACAUGUUGUUGGCCUCAUCUCCAACGCCCUUCUCUGCCGAACGGAGUUGGUUAUUCGAGUAGUUAUAUAAAAAUCGCGGUUAUCGCAGACCCUCAGCUCAUGGAUAGAACUUCCCUCCCUCUUGCUCCAAAAUCACUUGCCCUGAAGGUUGUGCGGUUCUAUUCGGAUUUAUACAUGCGUAGGGCAUUCCUCUCGUCUAUACUGCCCUUCAAUCCGGACGUCAUUCUAUUUUUGGGUGAUUAUUUCGUUGGAAGCUAUAACUUGUCAGAUGAAGAAUGGCAGGAAUCUUUAGGCCGUUUCCGGCAUAUUUUCAACCUGAAUACGAAUCAUAAAACCUCGAACAUAAAAAUAUACUACCUUUCCGGAAACCAUGACAUCGGGUACUCAGCUCUCUACUACCAAAAACCAGAGAUCAUCAAACGGUACGAGACUGCAUUUGGCGCACGCAACUUUAAAGUGACAAUAGGAGAGGUGGACUUCAUUGCCAUUGAUGCACAGACUCUGGAUGGUCAUCCGCAAGGUAACUUCACGUCGGAUACCUGGGGCUUUGUAGAAAACGUGUCUAAGGAUAUAUCUUCGACCCCAAGGGUUUUGUUGACUCACAUCCCUUUGUAUCGGCCGGACUGGACUCCUUGUGGCCCCCACCGAUCUUCGCCCAUCGUCAAUCAACUCGUUCACCGCGUUGAUCAUGAUCGAGAAAUCGUGUAUCAGAAUUAUAUCACUGAAAAAUCGACAAAUUUGCUACUGGAGUUAAUCAAACCUGCACUAGUCGUCUCUGGUCACGAUCAUGAUCAAUGCACCUUUUCCCAUGCGUAUAGCAAUGGUCACACGAUAGAGCAUACUGUAAGACCUGUAAGCUGGCAACAAGGGAACUUGCAUCCUUCUUUUAUGCUACUGUCUGCCAAGAAUUCGUCGGUUUCGGAUGGAAUCACGCCCGAAGACGCUCUUAUGACUAAUCUCUGCUUUCUCCCCGCGCAAACUCACAUCUACAGAUGGUAUUUGUCUCUCUUUGCGAUGACCGUUGUCGUUAUCCUGCUUUGGCCAGCUAAUGAAGUCCAUAUAACACGAAAUCUUUGUAGUCUCAUGGUUAUUAUAAUAGAUGUGUUUAAAAGCCUUACCAAUGUUGUGAAAGAGAAGAACGAAGAUGAGAAGGCCGAGUACGAAGAGAUAUGGGAUGCAGAAGGGGCAAUGCACCUCAUCAAGAAGACGAAAAAGGUUCCAGUCUUGAAAGAGAGCAGCUCGGCCCAGAGGGGAAACGUCGUGAUGCGAUCAAAAGUUCAUAGACAAGAUGCAGAGGCGGCGACUGAAGAUGUGAACACACAUGCCGGUUUAGGUAGAUCGAAAAGAUCGAGGGCCAAUACGAUAAUCUGGAGAUUUUUGCUGGCGCUGCGAGCAUUGAUGAUCAUUGCUGGCAUCAACAUUCCUUUAUAUGUAUUGCUCGUCCUCACAGAUUGGAUGGACAAAAAUUUCCAAACUCAUCCAUAUUAAUAAAAAUAUAUUUAUCUCUCUUA
Molecule: messenger RNA, 1598 nt
Organism: Salvia splendens (bonfire salvia)
Lineage: Eukaryota; Viridiplantae; Streptophyta; Magnoliopsida; Lamiales; Lamiaceae
Exons: 12
Coding region: 1-1575 (524 amino acids)
Biological process (GO): GPI anchor biosynthetic process
Cellular component (GO): endoplasmic reticulum
Molecular function (GO): hydrolase activity
Source: RefSeq, a predicted model, not a curated record